GUUGUGUUAUCGAACCCGUGAAGAGGAACAACCAAACGAAAAACCGGAGCUCAAGUAUUUCCCCUUUCGACGACGAUGGCGAUGCGUACAACUCAGGGGAUUAGCCGUCUCGCCGCUGCACUCCGCCGUGUGAGUCGGCCUCUCUCCACCGACGCGGUGGUUGAAGCGGAGGUCAAGCGUGGCGAGAUCGGUAUGGUCUCAGGGAUCCCUCAGGAACACCUUGUUCGCAAGGUGAUUAUCUACUCACCUGCUAGAACUGCCUCCCAGCAAGGAUCUGGAAAAGUUGGAAAAUGGAAGAUCAACUUUGUGUCCACCCAAAAGUGGGAAAAUCCACUAAUGGGCUGGACUUCCACAGGGGACCCCUAUGCCAAUGUUGGUGACUCUGCCCUUUAUUUUGAUUCCGAGGAAGGGGCAAAGACAUUUGCAGACCGACAAGGCUGGGAUUAUGUGGUCAAGAAACGCCAGACUCCGAUAUUGAAGGUUAAAUCAUACGCAGACAACUUCAAGUGGAAAGGCCUUCCUCAAACACCAAACUGAUAUCUCUUCACUUCUGUCUCCCCUGGCUUAAACCUAGUGGGCAAGCAAGCAGCACAUGAAAGCUUGUUUCUUUUCGUUAUGUUUAUCUUCUGCGAGCUAAUGUUGAACCAUUGUCAAGAGGAGAAUCUUUCUAUCUCAAUAAUAUGAUGAUGAAACUCUGGGAUUCUUUAGUUUCUGA
Messenger RNA from Tarenaya hassleriana, 715 nucleotides. Its product is annotated as NADH dehydrogenase [ubiquinone] iron-sulfur protein 4, mitochondrial-like. Bases 76 to 537 code for a protein of 153 amino acids. Lineage: Eukaryota; Viridiplantae; Streptophyta; Magnoliopsida; Brassicales; Cleomaceae. The record is from RefSeq and is a predicted model, not a curated record. Gene Ontology annotation, biological process: electron transport chain. The transcript is spliced from 5 exons.